Molecule: messenger RNA, 3900 nt
Organism: Acanthopagrus latus (yellowfin seabream)
Lineage: Eukaryota; Metazoa; Chordata; Actinopteri; Spariformes; Sparidae
Gene: ankle2
Product: ankyrin repeat and LEM domain containing 2
Exons: 13
Coding region: 156-3089 (977 amino acids)
Biological process (GO): negative regulation of phosphorylation
Cellular component (GO): endoplasmic reticulum
Molecular function (GO): protein phosphatase 2A binding
Source: RefSeq, a predicted model, not a curated record
AGUUCUGUCCAUUUCCCCCACAUUUAAGCCGUCAUUUUGAUCAGGCAUUAUGUUAGACAAACUCGGGUCCUUGCUCUCUGCAUUUUGAAACCGUAGCGGUGAGAAGACACCUAGCAGCAGCAGCAGCAGCCGGGAAGAGAGGAGGGAGCUGAAGCAUGGAGGCGGUUCUGAGCAGGCUGAGGGGGCUAAGUGCUGAUGAACUGCGCGAGGAGUUUGCACGUGCAGGCGUCAAGUGCGGCCCCAUCACAGCUACCACCCGAGCCACCUUUGAGAGGAAGUUAGCCCGAGUCCUGGCUGGACCCGAGAGCAGUGCCACUGAAUUGGACAGCAGCUCAUCAGCAGGCGUCUCGGGCAGUGCGACCGCUGUUGCUGAUCACGGCAAACCAGUGUCAUGUGCCACCUUAGCCGUUGCAACCAAUACUGCUGCAGCAAGCAGCAAGCCUACUGAGACUGCAAGUGAGGAGUUGGACUUUGGCUACGGAAUAGGUCUCAACCCACCAGAGGAAGAGGAGAUCUCAGCAAAGACGUCUUCACAUAGUUUAGCUGAAGGCAGUAACUCUCAAUUCAAAACAGAAAUCUCUUCAAAGCCAGCACAAGUGUCUCCAACAUUUUAUUAUGGAGUAUGUCCACUGUGGGAUGAUGUUUUGGCUAGAAAUGAGAGAGCACAUGUCUACACAGACAAGAAAGAUGCCCUUCAAGCUGUAAAGAUGAUGAAGGGCGCCCGCUUCAAAGCCUUUCCUAUCCGUGAAGAUGCAGAGAAGUUUGCUAAGGGGAUCUGUGACUAUUUCCCCUCUCCCAACAAAUCUACACCUUGUGUAUCUCCUGUCAAACCAGGCCUCGUCAUGGGUAAAGACCACAUGGAGGUCGAUACCAUCAACCGGGAGCGGGCCAACAGUUUCAAGAGCCCACGCACCCAGGAUCUCACCGCCAAACUGAGGAAAGCUGUGGAGAAGGGCGAUGAGGUGGCCUUCAGUGAGCUGGUGUGGAACAAUCCACGCUAUCUCAUUGGCUCAGGUGAUAACCCAACCAUCGUGCAGGAGGGCUGCCGGUACAACGUAAUGCAUGUUGCAGCCAAGGAGAACCAGGCAGGAGUCGCCCAGCUUCUGCUCGACACCUUGGAGAACCCAGAGUUUAUGCGCCUCAUGUAUCCAGACGACCAGGAAGUAAUGCUGCAGAAACGUAUCCGCUACAUUGUAGAUCUUUACCUCAACACUCCAGAUAAGGCUGGCUUUGAAACACCACUCCACUUUGCCUGUAAGUUUGGGUGCCCGGACAUGGUCAAUGUCCUGUGCUCACAUCCUGACAUCGAUAAGAACUGCAAGAACAAGGAUGGCCAGAAACCUUGUGAUCUUAUUUGUAGCAGGAAAAAUAAAACUCAAGAAGUGAAACAGAAGAUAAGUGACUAUUUAGAGGAUCGCUGCUAUAUCCCUUUGCUGAGGGCAGCUGACAACACCACUCAGCCCAUCAUUGGUGCUCUGUGGUCACCUGAGUCCUCAGAAAGUCUCUCGCUGGCCCAGCUGCAUGGAAGAAGCCCUAUGGAUCCGCUGAUGACUGUCACAGCCUUCGCUGGCCCGCUGAGCCCUUCUAAAGCGGAUGAUUUUCGACGGUCCUGGAAGACGCCACCCAGAGAGCGGGCGGAUGAUUUCCACCACAUUCUGAAGUCAGAUCCUGACCGUGGGGCAGAGAGGGUGGGCAGACAGCUGGCUCAUGUGAUGGGCCACCCGUGGGCUGAGUACUGGGACUUCCUGGAUAGUUUUGUGGAUCUGUCUUCAACUGACGGGCUGCGCAAGCUGGAAGAGUACCUUAGCAAGAAGGACUUCAGCCCACUUGCUCAUGAAGAGGCUGGGGAGAAUGAGACCAGCAACAGGUUCAAAACCCCCUCUCCAGCCAAGCCCAAAAAGUUCUGCAACUCCAUCUCUGUUGGUGCCUUCCUGGACGAGGGUGAUGACAUCAGCCUUGAGGAGAUGAAGAACCGACAGAAUGCAGCACUCACCAGCAUCACCUCCUCUGCUGCAUCCAAGGACAGUCUGAAGGGAGCAGUGGGGGGCCGCGAGUUCCACAUCCUGCCCAUCGCACUGCACCACCGUGGGGCCGACUUGAUUGAGACAGCGGCCGAGCAGGACCUUCUGUGCUGCUGCGAUGACGGACUGCUGUCACCCGGCAUCGUCUGCAAAAAUGGGGUGUGCUCCUCUUCCAGAGACAGGACUCACAAUGGAGACAAGGUGGCCCCUCGCACCUCCCCAUCCUCAUCCUCUUGCCUGCUGUCGCCCAUCUCCAACCUCAUGGUGGAGUUUGAGCGCAUGACACUGCAGGAGCCGCUGGACAGCCCCACCAGCUGCAGGGAGAGGAGGAGCAGUGGCGGGAGCCGACACAGGGAGGCCAGAGACUCCUAUGGUUCCCCCUCAGCCGCAGACCUGAACUCCGGGCUGAACCGCCUGUCUCUCGGUCAUAGCAGUCAGGACAGUGAAACCGUGGAGGGGCCGGGCUGGAGAACAGGGGGAGGAGGGGCAGAGGAGAGGCGUAGCAGCGGGAGCUCAGAGGAGUACUUUGAAGCAGAGGAGAGUCUGGAGGUGUUGGGCAGGACUAGGGGGUCAGUAUCAGGGGGCCGCAACUUCUGUGCUAGGUCCAAGUCAUGGGACCAUGGGGGACGGGACCUGAGCAGCUCAGGAUCCUCUGGGUCCUCCUACAAGUCUUUGGAGAACUCCAAUGAGUUCCUACCCAGGACCCCACCGCAAAUGAGAAGAGGACUUUUCAUUGAAGGGGAUACUCCAACCAAGUUGGACAGAGAGGUCCUCUCAGCAAUAGAAGGCAUAGAUGUCGAUCCCCAGAAAUAUCCCAGCAUUCAGAAGUGGAAGAGCACAAUGAAGUCGUUCUCUGCAUCAGACAUGCACAGCUGGCCCAGCCCUGCGGUGGUAAAACCACGACUCAGGAUGCAGCAUCAGACCCCUGGCUCCCCGGUCAGCAGCCUGAUGUCUCCCACCGGCCGCUUCAGUCCUGCCCGGCACACCGCCUCGCCAGACUUCAGCCCCAGCCGUUACAGCCCUGCCAAUGCUAGCUACAUCCAGCGCAUCCGCCUCAAGCACUUCUAACAAGCCACCAGUCUAACUGCCCUCUCCUUCCCCGUCUCCCACCACUUACGGCCAUACCCUCUCAAAGCCCUAACCCCACCCCACACCCCUCCCACUACUGCACCAAGGUGGCCACACCACAGCUCAGAAAACCACACACCUAACAGAAAUAUGCACAAGUGUCUGGAAGGUUUGUAUUAAUGGUGUAUGGUACUACUCCUAUGUAAUACAGAAAUCCUCAUCACGUUGGGUUGUGAUGUACACUCAAGACUUUAAAAAAGGAAAAAAAGAAACCUUGAUAAUUUAUGUACUGUAUGGGUGUGGACCAUGUUGAAUUGACGGUAAUGUUAUUUGUGGCAAGUGUGAAGCACCUGUAUCAUAGCCUGAGUCAACUUUUUUGAAUAUCGUGAGUACGAGCCGCACUCCCCAAAGUUAGGUCAUCACGAAAACCUUAGUGUGGAAUCCUCAACAGGAUUCUGUCGCUGAAGAUGUUUUUAAAAAAAGUAAAAUGUCAAUAUUUUAAAAAUUAUUUUUUGUAUGUUGGUCAGUAGCACAAACUUUAAAUGUUUUUAUUAAUGGUGUUAAAACCGACUGCCAUUUCCUAUGUUUUCCUCAGUUCAGGAAUUGCCUUAAUUUUCUGAAGUGAUGGACCGGUUCUCUGUCAGUUUGGACACUCUUCUCUAGCUCAUAUAUAAAAUAUCUGGAAAUGGCGACCUCACUGGCUGCGUCAGGCACAGAUGAUUACGGCAAACAUGAGAAAAAAACUGAUAAGAAUGAGAGCUUCCAUGUUUUUGUUUUGUUCCUUAAUAAAUGCAUACAUUUUCCAUCUUUU